Pelodiscus sinensis (Chinese soft-shelled turtle) is the source of this 819-nucleotide messenger RNA. NCBI's taxonomy places the organism in Eukaryota, Metazoa, Chordata, Testudines, Trionychidae. The record is from RefSeq and is a predicted model, not a curated record.
AUGACAUCUUCCAACCUCACCCACUUUGGCACAUCAACAUUCAUCCUAGCAGGCAUCCCUGGCCUGGAAGAUGCCCACGUCUGGAUUUCCUUCCCUUUCGCUACUUGCUACAGUUUGUGCCUGUUGGGGAAUUUCACGGUUCUGUUUGUGGUUGGCAAAGAGCAGACCCUGCACCAGCCGAUGUACCUGCUGCUCUGCAUGUUGGCACUCACCGACAUCGGCAUCUCUACCUCUGUUGUACCAAAGGCCCUGGGUAUAUUUUGGUUCAAUUUGAAAGGCAUUACUCCAAGCGGCUGCCUCACCCAGAUUAUCUUCCUUAACACAGUUUCUAUGACUCAAUCAGCCGUCCUUGUGGCAAUGGCCUUCGAUCGCUACAUGGCCAUAUGUAAUCCUCUGAGAUAUGCCACCAUCCUCAGCAAUGCACAAAUAGCCAAGCUAGGGCUGGUGGGUUUGACAAGAGCUGUUCUCCUCAUGCUGCCCUUGCCUCUGCUCCUGGGCAGGCUGCCCUUCUGUGCCAAUCGCAUUAUCCCCCAAACGCACUGUGAGCCUAUAGCCGUGGCAAAGAUCUCCUGUGGAGACCUCACAUUCUACAGGCUGUACGGCUUGGUGCUCGCCAUUGCAGUCAUUGGAUCAGAUCUGACACUCAUUGCCAUAUCCUAUUGUCUGAUCAUCAAGGCCCUCCUCAGAAUCUCCUCCAAGAAAGCCCACCAGAAAGCCCUCAACACCUGCACGGCCCACAUCUGUGUGAUGUUGAUGAUGGCUACCUUUAGAUCUCUACUCCUGCUGCAGGCCUUCAAGCGCACCUACGCCAGUGUCUGA